Messenger RNA from Mytilinidion resinicola, 1134 nucleotides. RefSeq names its product regulator of G protein signaling superfamily. The record is from RefSeq and is a predicted model, not a curated record. NCBI's taxonomy places the organism in Eukaryota, Fungi, Ascomycota, Dothideomycetes, Mytilinidiales, Mytilinidiaceae. Bases 1 to 1134 code for a protein of 377 amino acids. The transcript has a single exon.
AUGCACAGUCGCAAGGCCGGCACUCUGCGCAUCACGACCUCGUCCGCGGCCUCCUCCCCUCGCUGCUCGUCUGCCUACGACUCGGACGCCGACGACGAGGGGAACAUGGCCGAAUACCUGCCCUCGCGGCCCCUGACCGUCUCCAUACCGCGUGGCGGCUAUGCGGCAGGGCCGUACUGCCCGCGAAGACCCACCCUCUCUGAGAUUCUCGCCAACACCGCGCCGCCCCCCUGGACACUCUCCGCCUUCAUGGCCUACCUCUCCCAAAACCACUGCCUCGAGACCCUCGAAUUCACAAUGGACGCCUCCCGCUACCGGCAACACUACUCGAAGAUGGCAGCCCGCAACCCCGGCUCGCCCAUCUCCCCCCUCAGCGACGACUGCACCUACGUCAAGAUGCUGUGGCAGCGCCUGCUCGACGCCUACAUCGCCCCGAACGGCCCGCGGGAAGUCAACCUCCCCAGCGACGUGCGCGACUCUCUCCUCGCCCAGUCGAACCCGUACAUCCCGCCGCACCCCGCCACCCUCGAUCCCGCCGUCGCCAAGAUCUACGAACUGAUGGAGGAAUCCGUCCUCACCCCCUUCCUCAACUCGCUCUGUCCGCAAACGGCAACCCCCGGCUCUGCGUACGAGGGCGACGACGUCAGCCUGUCGCGGACGCACACCCGCUCCUACGACGAACGGGGCAUGUACUCGCGCAACUCCUCGCCCACCGCCCAGCGAGCGUCCGCGCCCUCCUCACUCACCUCCAACUUCCUGCACUCGCGGAAUGCCGCCGCACAUGGCCGUUUCGCCUCGGGCCCACCCGCCACCUCCUCAUCGUCCGCCAUGGACACCAGCGGCAGCGACGCCCUCACCGACGACUCCGGCAGUGCCAGCAGCCCCAGCGGCCUCGACGAUCCCAUGACGCCGCCGACGACGCCGCCGAUGAGCGAGUUCAGCUACGGCAACAGCUACUACGACUCGCAGGGGACCACCCCGAGUCCACGUCUUGGCCGGGGCGAUCAUUCUAGCAUUGCCGGUGCGACGAAGGACGGCUGGAAACGAGUUAGCUCGAAGCUCUGGCCGAAAAAGCGGAGCGGCGGUGCUUUGCGAGAAGAGGAUCAAUCUCCGAUGGAGGGAGGUCUAUUCUGA